Ilyonectria robusta is the source of this 1317-nucleotide messenger RNA. RefSeq names its product ribosome biogenesis protein Nop53/GLTSCR2. The record is from RefSeq and is a predicted model, not a curated record. Gene Ontology annotation, molecular function: 5S rRNA binding. The transcript has 2 exons. Gene Ontology annotation, cellular component: nucleolus. Lineage: Eukaryota; Fungi; Ascomycota; Sordariomycetes; Hypocreales; Nectriaceae. Bases 1 to 1317 code for a protein of 438 amino acids. Gene Ontology annotation, biological process: rRNA processing; ribosomal large subunit assembly.
AUGCCCGUCAUAAAGUCAAAGACCAUCGGGUCUGGCGAGGCCCCGAAGCAGCCCAACCAGCCCUCCCGAAAAGGCAAGAAAGCGUGGCGGAAGAAUGUCGAUGUCAGCGAAGUGCAGCAUGGCCUCGCAGAAUUGAAUGAAGAAAUCAUUCGAGGUGGUGUCAUCAAGGAAAAGGCCUCCGAAGAUCUGUUCACCGUCGACCUCAAGGGCGACUCGCGCAUCGCCAAAAAGUCCAAGCAUGUCAAGAAGACCCUCAAGGCUGACGAGAUCCUCGCCCAGCGAUCCGCUGUCCCCGCCGUCUCCAUGCGCAAGCGCCCUAGCGACAAGACCACCAACGGCCUCAUCCCCGCGAAGCGCCAGCGAACCGGCUGGGUCUCCCACAAGGAACUCUCUCGCCUAAAACGGGUCGCCGAUGGCCAACACGACAACACCGUCGACGUCAAAGAUGCCACCUACGAUGUCUGGGACAUGCCCGUCGCCGUGCCGCAGACCGACAUUAACGACUUCAUCCCUGAGCAAGAAAAGGCCAAGGCUCCCAAGACUAUGAAGAAGGCCCCCAUCUCCCUGCUCGAGAAUGGCAAGCAGGUUGCCGCCGUCCAAACCCCGUCAGGAGGCUACAGCUACAAUCCCGUGUUCACCGACUACGAGGAGCGUUUGGCGGAGGAGAGUGAGAAGGCCCUCGAGGCUGAGCGCAAACGAUUGGCAGCCGAAGAGGCCGACCGCCUCAAGCAAGAGGCUGCUGCCAAAUCGGCGGCUGAGGCAGAGGCCGCCGAGGCCCGGGCCAACCUAUCAGAAUGGGAGGAGGACUCGGAGUGGGAAGGCUUCCAGAGCGGCGCCGAGGACGACAAGCUAACGGCCAAGCGACCGGAGAGGAAGACGCAGACCCAGCGCAACCGCAUCAAGCGCCGGAAGGAAGAGGAGCGCCUGGCCAAGCACAAGGCCGCCAUCAAGGCCCAGCGCCGCCAGGAGCACCGCAUCAAGGAGAUUGCCGACGAGGUCGAGGAGGAGGACCGCAACCGCCAGCUCAUCCUCGCCGUUGAGUCCGACGACGAGGUCGCCACCGACCUCAAGGAGCACAAGCUGCGGCGCAAGCAGCUCGGCAAGUACAAGCUGCCGGAGGGCGACCUCGAGUUUGUCCUGCCCGACGAGCUGCAAGAAUCGCUCCGCCUGCUCAAGCCCGAGGGCAACCUGCUCAAGGACCGGUACCGCAGCAUGCUCGUCCGCGGCAAGGUCGAGAGCCGUCGCCAUCUCCCCUUCCACAGACUGGCUGCCCGAAAGUAUACCGAGAAGUGGACGUACAAGGAUUUCACGAUAUAG